GACUUGAUUAUAUAAUAAAAUAAAUACCAAUUCGAAUAAAUUCGGGCGUUAGGGUUUUUAGAUUGCGUCGGCUCCAUAGAAAUUUCUGGAUUCAAUCUCACAUUCUCCUGUCAAUUCUGUUCGCAGGGAAGGUCCUACUGCUACACAGGGGCCGAGCCACUCUUUUGCAUAAUUUCGGAGGUUCUAAUUUUCUGGAACAUAUUGACAUGUUAAUCAGGGGAAGUAAUAUGCAUCAAGUAAUUUGAAAAUAGAUGUUCUGGGACUGGGAGGAAUGGUAUUAUUUCUCAUACAAAGUUGUAGCAGUUGCAUUCUGCACAGGAGAAGAAUCAAAGAGAGGCCCUUCUGUUUAAGGGGCUAACAUGCCAUCUAAUUAUAUGUCAAAACUACGAGCACCAGUUCAGUUUCUAGGGUGGGAAGGCGGAUUAAAAAGUUCACUGGAACUGCUUCUUGGGCAUCAAAAACUGUUGUGUGGCAAUUCUAGUCUGUUUCACUCAGUACCUUAUUCCUCACUUACAGAGUUGCAUGCUUUCUUAAGACCUAGCACUAUUUCUGGAGCUAGUUCAGAGCUAGUUAAUCGUAAGAGGAAUAUCUCAGUUCUUGGAGCAGUUUCUCGCACAUUUUCUAUUCCUUCUGUGUCAGGCCCCGCUUUUCAGAUCUGUGGAUAUCACAUUGAUUGUGCCACUACUGAAUCCAAUCAAUAUUCAACUCACAGCAAGUUUCAAGAUAAACCAAUGGCUGCUUGUGGUUCUAGAGCUGCCACACUUGGUGAAUGUUCUCUUGAUAGUUUAAGUUUUAGGAAUGCGUACUUGUCUUCUUCAGCGAUGAGUGCUAGUAUUUUUUUUAACAAUAAAAGUGUUGAUUGCUGUCGAAAAGCCAGUAUGAGUUUGAAAAAUCAAGAGCAGCCUAGCAGUAACGUGAUAUAUGGAUACUUCACUUACAAUAUUGCAAAAAGGUUUUGCAGUAGUUAUCUGCAUGCUCAGUCGGGAGCAAGAGAUCUUCAUAGUUCACCAACUUCUCACUUUGCUGCUGGUACUGCCCCCAAUGUGUCAUUUGAUAAUUCUGCACGGGAGGAACAACUUUCCAACUCUACUGAUUCAUCUGAACAGAAGAUCCCGUCAGGCAAAUCCUUGAAACUAGUUUCUGGAUCAUGCUAUCUGCCCCACCCUGAUAAAGAAGAUACUGGUGGAGAGGACGCUCAUUUUAUCUGUGUGGAUGAACAUGCAAUAGGGGUGGCUGAUGGUGUGGGUGGUUGGGCAGAUCUUGGUGUAGAUGCUGGACUGUAUUCCCGAGAACUCAUGUCUAAUUCAGUUGGUGCAGUUCAAGAAGAGCCCAAGGGCUCAAUUGAUCCAGCUAGAGUAUUGGAGAAGGCUCACUCAAAAACUAAAGCCAAAGGUUCCUCCACUGCCUGUAUCAUAGCGCUUACUGAACAAGGUCUCCAUGCAAUCAAUUUAGGAGACAGUGGAUUUAUGGUGGUUAGAGACGGAUGCACUAUCUUUAGAUCUCCUGUGCAGCAGCAUGAUUUUAACUUCACCUUUCAACUGGAGAGUGGAAACAAUGGAGAUUUGCCCAGCUCUGGACAGGUUUUCUCCGUUCCUGUUGCUCCUGGAGAUGUCAUUAUUGCUGGCACUGAUGGGCUCUUCGAUAACUUAUACAACAACGAGAUCACCGCAGUGGUGGUUCAUGCCAUGAGAGCAGGCUUAGGCUCUCAGGUGACUGCCCAGAAGAUAGCUGCUCUCGCACGCCAGCGAGCUCAAGACAAAGACCGGCAAACACCUUUCUCCACUGCUGCUCAAGAUGCUGGGUUCCGAUAUUAUGGUGGCAAGCUUGACGACAUCACCGUCGUCGUGUCGUAUGUUACCAGCUCUAACGAUCCGUGAGUGCCUCGAAUAUCUUCUCCCAUAUUUGCCUCAGCACGCUUCUGUAUAUAAUCUUUUUCGCAUUAUUAUUAGUAAUGCUUGUUGUAUCUAAGCAUUCCAUUGAACUAUCUCAACUCUUGUCAUGUUAAAGAGUGGACGAUGACCCCUUUUGUAUGUGAAAAAAUCAGAGGCGCGAGCCAUCCCCAAGUUUGAAUGGUUGUAUCUUUUUUUUCUACUUCCAUCUGAAACCUUUUGUGCUCAUCUGAUGCCGUAUUUGAACAAGAGACAAAAGUUCAAGGUUUA
Molecule: messenger RNA, 2159 nt
Organism: Momordica charantia (bitter melon)
Lineage: Eukaryota; Viridiplantae; Streptophyta; Magnoliopsida; Cucurbitales; Cucurbitaceae
Product: Protein phosphatase 2C family protein
Biological process (GO): protein dephosphorylation
Cellular component (GO): chloroplast
Molecular function (GO): protein serine/threonine phosphatase activity
Source: RefSeq, a predicted model, not a curated record